UUACGUUGCACAGCGUGCAAUUGCCGUGGCGUGUACGUGUCCGCGGCAGCGAUUGUAGUGAACUCACAAAAACAAGGGAGAGCGAAUGCAAAGGGAGAUCUGUUGAGGCAGGACUGAACGGACUGAGAGAAAGAAACACUUCUGAUCAUCGCCCACAGACAAGGACACAGCAGCCAUUUUUAAUGACGGUCACCCACCAGACAACUCAUCCUGCACACAAUUCCGCAUUCGUCUCUGCUGCAGGGUCUUUGACUUCGACCAGUCUGCUGUACAUGGAGACCCCCAGUUGGGCAGAAACUAAGCUAGGUCUGUGCAAACCAGGAACCAUCCCUCUGUUUGGGAACGUGCUAUACAGUGGACUGUUCAACGACCACUUUUGGCAUUUUGGGCUCCCCCUUGUCACCAGACUGGGUAAUCAAGAAGCCCCAGCUCCCCCCGAAGCAAUGGCUCAACCUUUCCCAGCGGCCCAGUACCCUCCACCACCACAGAACGGGAUGCCCGCUGAGUAUGCCACAGCCCACACUCACCCGCCAACUGACUUUACAGGACCAAAUACGGUUGGCGAGCACGCCCUGACGCUGUACACGCCGACACAUACACAGAGUGAACAGCCCGUGAAUGAAAGCAACGUUUCGGCAUUAACGGCAAACACAGUAACGUUUUGCUUGCUUAAAGAUGGUUUCUCAGGGGAAGCUGUGUGGAGAGAAUGUUCUCCUCACCACAGUUACAAGCAGGUAGAUGACAUUCCACAGACGGAGGCUUCGCAGCAUCUUCACCUGCAGCCAAGCGACUCGUCGGAGAAACAGCAGCCCAAAAGAUUACACGUCUCCAACAUACCUUUCCGUUUUCGGGACCCUGAUCUUCGGCAAAUGUUUGGGCAAUUCGGCAAGAUUUUAGAUGUGGAGAUUAUCUUUAACGAGCGAGGCUCCAAGGGCUUUGGGUUUGUAACAUUUGAAACAACUGCAGAUGCUGAUCGUGCACGGGAGAAACUAAAUGGUACAAUCGUAGAGGGACGCAAAAUAGAGGUCAAUAAUGCCACCGCGAGAGUAAUGACCAACAAAAAAGUGGCAAAUCCGUACGCAAACGGCUGGAAGCUGAAUCCAGUGGUUGGAGCGGUGUACGGUCCUGAAUUUUAUGCAGUCACAGGGUUUCCGUACCCCACCACAGGAGCUGCGGUAGCUUACAGAGGGGCCCAUUUGAGAGGGAGGGGCCGGGCUGUCUACAACACGUUCCGCGCCGCGCCACCUCCACCUCCCAUACCGGCCUACGGAGCUGUCGUCUACCAGGAUGGAUUUUAUGGAGCGGAAAUAUAUGGCGGAUAUGCAGCUUACAGAUAUGCCCAACCAGCUGCUACUGCUGCAGCUGCAUAUAGUGACAGUUACGGCAGAGUCUAUGCAACAGCAGACCCGUAUCACCAUACGAUCGGUCCUGCAGCCACAUAUACCGUGGGAACUAUGUAAAUAGAACUAAGGUGAUGAGAACAGAUGGACAUCAAAAACUGAGGAGCAAAAUAUGGAAGCGGAUGGGCAUCAACAAAACAAAAAGUCUGUUACAGAAGCAAGGAAAACCAGGACGGACGAUAGUGAGCCUGCACUGAGGCCACGGCCGGAACCCAUGAGCCUAAGUAGUCUAUGACGGGGGGACGGAGCUGACUCUGACCCCUGAAGAAAAAAAAAAAAAAAGCUUUGCUGAGUGGAAGAGACCAACUAGGUCACCAUAAAACAUUUUAUUUUUGUAAAAAUUUUUUAUGUUUAUGAUUUACAAAAAAAGAACAAAGACUAAUGUAUGUAUACUAAAUAUUUGUGUAUAUAAUAUAUACCAUAUAUACAUAUGUAUAUACCGUAUAUAUGUGUGUAUAUACACGCACACACACACCUAUAAAUAUAUAUAGUAUAUAUAAUAGGUAUGUGUGUGUGUGUGUGUCCUCAUAAUUGAAAAAAAAAAAACAAGGGGUUGGAGUGAUCCUGCCCAUGAUGUCUUCUGAUUGUAACACACUCACAGCGACGAGCACCCUUUUUUCAUCGGGUUGAAGUCGAUGCACGUAUUUACGUGCGUCCCACAUGGGGUCGUAGCCGGUCGAGCAGACGUGUUCUAAAUCUCGAAGGAACGAAGGUGAGAAACCAGUGUCGUUGUCGUCUUAAAGCUUAGCUAUUCUGGCAUGUCUUUUAAUGUCAAAAAAAUGAGUGCCACUGCACUAGUCUGUAUGAAAUGAAAUAAGAAUCGGGCCUUAGGUCAAGGUUGAUACAGGUCAUGUCUGCUGCCGUCAUUACAACCAAACAUGUUACUGUAGUGUCGUGGUCGAGGUGGCUGUGCUGUGUAGUCGUGAUUUUUAAACAUUGUGCGGGGUUGGCUGGCUGGCCGGCCCAGAUGGGCACGGGAGCUACUUUGAAGCAUCAGACGGGGAGUGGGAGAGACACUUUAGGAUUUAAAAUAACGCUUACCGGUUGGUACUUCCGUGACGUUGGGCACCCCAUCAGAUGCAAAUUUAUAGAAAAAUUAGGUCAUUCAUUUGUGCUGGGUUUGUGCUGAAAAAAUUGUUCUGCUAUCGUUUUAUAGCUCACUUCCUAACUCGCAGCUUUUCCGUACCCAAUUCCCGUGGCUGACGGAGCGUACCAACUCUCUCAAAAACAGAAGGUUGUCCAAACAACUAUUAGGUAUUAACAAUUUUUUUAUAAUUCAAGCUGAGGUCAACAAGCCCCCCAUUUUGAUUAAAAAUGGUGUCAAUCGUUUGUGCUGUAAAAAUUUUCGUUUGUGCUAUCGUUUUUUAGGAUAUUCAUUUCAAGUGACGACGUCACGCAGCUCCCCAUUUACUGAAAAAUGGACCCGAAAUGGUGCCAUUCGUUUAUGCUACGUUCGUGCGUGUUUGUUCUGUAAAAACAUUCUUUUGUGCUGCAAUCGUUUUAUAGCUCACUUGCUAACUCGCAGCUUUUCCGUACCCAAUUCCAGUGGCUGACGGAGUGUACCAACUCUCUCAAUAACAGAAGGGUGUCCGACAACUACCGCAAACGUAGCACAAACAAAUGGCACCCCUUGUGCUGACUAGACUCGCACCCCCGCAUUUACAGCAAAAUGGAUCCGAAGGGUUGCCAUUCGUUUGUGCUACGUUUGCGCUAAUUGUUGUGACACCCCUCUGUUAUUGAGCGAGUUGGUGGGUUCCGUCAGCCGCGACGAAGGGUCUGCAAUGGCGUACUGCACGCAAUACGUAACUUCAUUAAUAUUCAUGAAGUUAGCAAUUGUUGCUUGUCGGGUCCAGCUAGUGUUUGUCCCAAUGCUAAAUGCAUGUAAAUAGUCUACGAAAGAGACGUUUACCAGCUAAACCUACCAAUUCUGUCCGAAAAUGAUGUCCCUGGUGCCAAAUUCACUGGUAGAACAUACAAAUGUUCAGUUAAAGAGAUGGCUUGAUUGUCGAGGGCUGAAAAAGACGGCUUUUUUAUCAACAAUUUUUUCUUGUGUGCAUUACCGUACGCCACUCACAAUGACAUUCUCCUGUUUCAGCAAUCUAUCCUUUACCACCCUAUGCCCUGUCUUUCUUAUAUAUUAUAUCUUCUGGUGGUCUCAGGUCUCUGACCAUUCUUGGGGGCAAUUUACAUUGGUAUUUUUGUGUAGGAUCGUAAAUGCUACCCAGUGACAGCCAACGAACACUUUUGAUUUUUUAAUUAAAACAAUUCUUAAUUCUAUAACUUAUUUACACUUCCCUCUUACUAAAGUUGUUUAUUACAACAGAAAAGGGAACAACAGUGGCAGUCAGAUACCAUUUUAAUUUUUUUCAGGUCAUUCAUUGUCAGACAGGAGCAGCACGGCAAAACGUUACGCUAAAAAAUAAGUAAAAAUAUCAAAAUGGCUUACCUCUUCAUCCUCUGCAGGACCAUGGCCCCCAACAAAAUGUUUACUUUAUAUGAAAUGUGAAUGGCUUCACCUUGCUCGCAUUAUACUGGUCUUUUGACGUCCACGCAAGUUGAUCCAUUCUUCACAUUUUUUCCUCGAAGUUUUUUGGCUUCGGGAAACGUAUGAAGAAAACAUCCUUCAUAUGUCGUAAUGUCUUGAUUUGUUUCUACAAGUUCCAUAGCGGCAGUGUUUGAUCGGCAUGUUCUUUUUUGAACAAUUACCAGGCAAAACAAGCAGAAAUAACAUGGAUUGUAUGCGAGGGCGUGUCUAUAAUGACCCACUUCCGCGUUACGAUGGCGAAGUCACAGCCUAAAAAUAGCAUUCGUUCGGUACGCUAUUCCAGUGGCUGAGGGAGCGUACCAACUCUCAAUAACAGAGGGGUGUCCCAACA
Messenger RNA from Corythoichthys intestinalis (scribbled pipefish), 4276 nucleotides. RefSeq names its product RNA binding fox-1 homolog 3a (gene rbfox3a). Gene Ontology annotation, biological process: nervous system development; regulation of alternative mRNA splicing, via spliceosome. NCBI's taxonomy places the organism in Eukaryota, Metazoa, Chordata, Actinopteri, Syngnathiformes, Syngnathidae. The record is from RefSeq and is a predicted model, not a curated record. Bases 183 to 1460 code for a protein of 425 amino acids. The transcript is spliced from 16 exons. Gene Ontology annotation, molecular function: mRNA binding. Gene Ontology annotation, cellular component: cytoplasm; nucleus.